ACUUCUUCACCACCAUCUCUAUCUAUCCAACACCAGCAUACUCAUUUAGACGCACCAUAGUAAAUAUACAAUAAAUAAUAAAGCUAUGGCAACGACUACACUAACAAAAAUCGAUCGCAAUAUAACCGUUCCAUUCCAUCUCAAGCUUUUCUACAAAACCGGUUCAUUUCACCGGUAUGUAAAUAAAUCUCAGCCUUCCCAAAAUAUUCAUUUUAUUAAUGUGAAAACUAGACUCGAGGAAUUUAGUCCGCAUGGUGAAUUACCUCUUCACGUUAAUAUAUAUACAUGGCAAUCCUGCACUUUGCGCGAAUUAUCACAUUUACUAGCGACUGCGCUUCCAGAUCUUCUGCCCGAUCCGGCGAUUGGCACUCGUCUUUCAUUUCGUCUUAUCUUUCCCGAUUCACGACCUGCUGCUAGUGGUCCAGCGAGAUAUAUAACUAAAGAUCUGGGUAGUGUCGUGGUUGGGGAUGGGGGACCGGGAAUCCUACCAGAUGAGGAGGAGAGUGCGAUUGUUUCGGGAGGAAUUAUGGCGGGGAGUUUGAUGGGUGAGCCGGAAAAGACGUUGCAGGAUGCGAGAUUUGUAAUUGGUGAUUAUGUUUGCUGUGCGAUAUUACCACCCAUGGCAGAUGGAGGAGUUGCGCCACCACCUAGUGGUCCUUCGAGAGGAGGGUUUGCAGGUGGAAGAUCUGAGACGAGUGAGUUUGGUGGUAGAGGGGGGAUGGGACCUAGACAGAAUGGGUUUGGGGGCGGGUAUAGAGGGAGAGGGGCUUCAAGAGGUGGAGGAUUCAGUCAGGGUAUGGGUCAAGGACCUGGAGCAGGUGGUGUGCCGAGUGGAGAAUGGAGACGAGGUGAGAGGAUACCGAAUGGUCCGUCCGGGGGAAGAGGUCGUGGUUAUGGAGGUGGAGGGGGUUUUGGAGGUGGAAGAGGCCGAUAUCGAGAAUGAGGCGACGUAUGAUACCAUUACGCGCUUAUUACGAAUGACGGCGCCGCUUUUCCUUUGGAACUAUACAUUUCGUCUUUUGCUCGAUUUUCCGCGAUUUUGGAAGCGAAUGGUAUAUUUUAUCCAUCAUCUAACUCUUUAGGCAACCUUUCGCAUUACCAGCAAUGUAUGGAGGAUG
This is a messenger RNA of Sclerotinia trifoliorum, 1118 nucleotides long. Lineage: Eukaryota; Fungi; Ascomycota; Leotiomycetes; Helotiales; Sclerotiniaceae. The record is from the annotation of a GenBank genome assembly.